Messenger RNA from Gaeumannomyces tritici R3-111a-1, 1761 nucleotides. RefSeq lists its product as hypothetical. Lineage: Eukaryota; Fungi; Ascomycota; Sordariomycetes; Magnaporthales; Magnaporthaceae. The record is from RefSeq and is a predicted model, not a curated record. The transcript has a single exon. Bases 1 to 1761 code for a protein of 586 amino acids.
AUGGAGUCGCCCGAGGAGGAAAACAAGAAGGCGCCGGUCAGCGACCAGGUACUUGCAGUGGCCGAGCCGUCUUCUUCGGCGUCAUCGUCGCACAAGAACAGCAAGCCCACGCAGCAGCCCACCCACCCGACCAUGACGCUAGAGGAGGUGAUGCACGAGCUGCGCACGAUGCAGGAGCACGAGCACCGCCGGCACAUGCACUUCAUGUCAGUCUACCAACCUGCGAAUCGCAUCGGGCUCAACACGCUGCUCCCGCCGCCCGCCCUGCCCGACAUGGCCCGACGCCUACUGGGCGGCAGCAGCGGGCUGGGCCUGUUCGGCUCCAAGGCCAGAGACAAGCCCAGAGUUUCUACGAGGGAUCUCGUCCGAGAGAUGGACCUGUUCCACGCCGAGGAUUGCUGCAACAAGUCCACGGCCGUCUACGUUCUCCGCCAGCCGGCCCCAGCGUCGAUGGACUCGGGCGUGGCCGAGGCCAGGCUCCGCGUGCUGCUGAUCGUGGUUCACGCCUACCUCUACAAGCGCUGGUUCGAGCCGUACAAGAGCGAGGUCGAGUGGGGCCGCUUCGUAGCCAAGACCAUCGUGCCCGUAAUCGGCGGCGGCAGCGACGACCAGACCCUCGACGUGGGCUCCCCCGAGGCCGACACGGCCGUCGCCCGCCUGCACCAGGCCGUCUGCCUAGCAUCCAACAGGACGCGCCGCCACGUAGCGCGUCGCCACGAGUCUCUUGCCCGCCUCCUGGCGCAGCAGCAGCAGAACUCCCAGCUACAGCUCUCUCAGCCGUCGACCCCACCGAGCCCGCACUGGCUCGAGGGCGACCAGGACCCGGCGGCGCUGGACGGCGACCCCGAAGCCGUCUCGGACCCGGACGACGACGGCGACGAGGAGCAUCUCCACAACGACUGCCACCCGGGCGACGACCGCCAGUUCCGCCGCCAGGUGAUCGAGCGCGGCCUGGAGCCGGCGCGGGCCCUGCUCAACAAGCGCAACUACGUCCUGCAGCCGCUGUUCCGCGCCAUGGCCAUCACCAUCUGCCUCGAAGACCACGACCCGGAGCGCAUGCGCAACGGUGACGGCGACGGCGAUGGCGACGCGGGCGCCAUCCCCGUCCGCAUCGUGCUGUUCGGCGACGAGGACGAGGUGUUUGACGAUGACAACUACUACCACCACCCCGGCGACGACGGCGGCGACGAGGACCAAGACACCAACCCCCGCCUGAGCGCCCCCCUGUCCUUCGACCCCAUCCGCGACAGCGUCCACGACUACCGCGAGGCCGGUGCCGGCGAACACCGCACCCGAUCGGCGGCCACCACGCUCGGCGCGGCCGCCAGCUUCGUGCUGGCCAUGGCGGCGCGCGAGGACGCGGCCCGCGGCGGCCCACGCCCGGACCCGGUAGAGGCCGGCCUGGACGGCGAGGACGGGUGCCUGGUGGGCGCGCGGGCGCUGCGGCGCGAGGCGCGGCGCUGGGGCCAGCCCGACGUCGACGUCGCCGGUCCCAGCUCUUCGUGGGUGGCGGUGGUGGACGACGCGGGCGGCGGCGGCGGCGACGGGGCCGAGCGGCGGCGGCUGGAGCACCACCCAGACCGCGCGCGCGGCGCCGCCUCGGACGACGAGGCGUGGAUGGCCAGGCUCGAGGCGGGUGCCUACGAGAGCCUGCACUGGCGCGAGGGCAAGCUCGCCUUCCCGUCCGUCCCGCCCCGCAAGAAGAAGCGCGAGGCCAAGGAGGAGAGCUGGGUCAAUCUGAGGGACGUUCGGCUGUGGUGA